GCUGUCAUGCUCUGUGAGCCUACAGGCAUCUGAAGUUGCAAAAUUGCCAAUGUUGAAGAAUAUGAAUCAUUAAAGCGGAAUUAAUCACCUCUGGGCAGUGCUACAUGCAGAAGGAUGGGUUUGCUUCAUCAGGUCGUGAGCCAUCGGAAAUGAAAGACUGUGUAAUGUCACCUGUCUGCUUUAUGGACGCAUUCCACAUCGUACUCUGGAGACUUUGACCCUAAAAGUGCCUGAGAAAGCUGCCUGUUGGGGUGUCCAUUUCCUUUCCUUCCUAAAAACAAACCACAUUUUCAUUUUGUAAAAAUGGGCCCUUUUAUGUCUCCUUUCAAUAAUCUGCUAUGCAUGCUGUUGGGCAUCUCUUUCACUGUCUGGUUCACGCUGCUCUUGGUCUUCAUCAUCGUUCCCGCCAUUUUCGGUCUGUCUUUUGGUAUCCGCAGACUCUACAUGAAGACGCUGCUCAAGGUGUUUGAGUGGGCCACAGUGAGGAUGGAAAGAGGAGCCAAGGAGAAAAACCAUCUUUUGUACAAGCCUUACAGUCUUAAUAGCAUUAUUGCUAAAGAACCUACAUCACUUGAAGACGAGCUCAAAGAGAUUCGGCGGAACUGCAGCAGCCGAGAGUUGGAUGGCUCCGCCUCCACCACCACAAGCCCCUCCCCUUCCUCGUCAGAGUUUGAAAUGUCGGACACCUUCUACUUUUGCCGCCGUGGCAUUGAAAGCAUCGUAGAUGAUGAGGUUACCAAGUGUUUCACGGCAGAGGAGCUUGAGUCGUGGAACUUGCUGACCAGGAGCAACAAUAACUUCAAUCACAUUAGCACCAGUCUGACAGUGCUGUGGGGUCUCGGUGUUGUCAUCCGUUAUGGGUUCCUGCUGCCCCUCAGGUUAACAUUAGCAAUCACAGGAGUGAGCCUAUUGGUUGUCUUCACUGCCAUGAUUGGUUUUCUGAGCAUGUUGUUUGAAUUUUUACAUAAAAACUCACAUUGCUCUGCUUCUCCUGCAACUAUUUACACCCUCUGCUCACAAACUCCUCUCUUUGUCUUUCUCUGGGACAGUGAAAACAAACCCAAGAAUGGAGGCAUCUGUGUCGCCAACCACACGUCACCCAUUGACGUCAUUAUACUAGCCAGUGACGGAUGCUAUGCAAUGGUGGGUCAGAUCCAUGGGGGCCUGAUGGGGCUCAUUCAGAGGUCUAUGGUGAAAGCUUGUCCACACAUUUGGUUCGAGCGCUCAGAAGUCAAAGAUCGCCAUCUAGUGGCUAAAAGGUUGAGCGAUCACGUAAAAGACAAAAGCAAACUGCCCAUCCUCAUAUUCCCCGAAGGUACCUGCAUUAAUAACACAUCAGUCAUGAUGUUCAAGAAAGGAAGCUUUGAAAUUGGCUCAACCGUCUACCCUGUCGCCAUAAAGUAUGACCCUCGGUUUGGGGAAGCCUUCUGGAACAGCAGUAAGUUUGGGAUGGUGAAUUAUCUGCUCAGGAUGAUGAGUAGCUGGGCCAUCGUCUGCAGCGUGUGGUACCUGCCUCCGAUGAGCCGUCAGGAAGGUGAGGAUGCAGUGCAGUUUGCUAACAGAGUAAAGGCAGCCAUUGCCAGACAGGGUGGUCUAGUGGACCUGCUGUGGGAUGGUGGGUUGAAACGAGGGAAAGUGAAAGACACUUUCAAAGAGGAGCAACAAAAACUGUACAGCAAGAUUUUGGUUGGAACGCAAGAGGUCCGCAGUCGUUCUUGAGGAGAGGAGAUGAAUCAGGUGAGGACCUGGAGGGGCAAGAGAGGGCUCAGAGACAUGGACAACGACGUUAUGCUUUUGUUUUACACCCAAUAACAAGAACUGUCCUUGUUUAAUUGUUCGUCUUUGUGAAAAAGACCAAAGUGUGUCCAGUGUUAGGUCAGAUCGUGAUCAAAACACCAUGAGAUGCGUUUUGAUGCGUAAUGGUACUUUUACUGAAGUCAAUGUAGCGUGAUUCAGUCCAUAGUGGCCGGGUCACUCAUGAGGAGUCAUAAGGACGCAAUGCAGCAGUUUAAUGGUUUCUCUCUCUUUUUGUUCAUUUCUUGAUUCGUUUUUUUCCUUUUAUUAUCAUUUGCUCUUAACGUGUCAUUAGGACGUGGUAAACUAUUACAUUUGAUGGCCAUGUAUGGUUGAAGGAAACGCCUCAUCAGGCUGCACGUAGGUGUCCGAGAGCAUUUCUAUCUCUCUGCUAUACUUCUGCUGCGUGAGUCACUUUAAUCCUGGAUUUUAACAGGAGAAAACAGUGGAAAUAUUCAUGGAAAACCUGCAAUUUAAGGUUAGCCUGACCUUUGCAGAUGAAUAGUCUGCAUUGACCUUUCAAAAUACCUCUGGAUAAACAAUCAAACCUGUGUGAAGGGUUUGAGAAGAGUUAGUUAUAUAUUGUUAGUUGUUGUUUUUUUUCUCGUCCUUGUGUGAAAGAUCCAGAACUUUUCCAUUCACAUCUGGGAGUCAAAUCAUGAGAGUCUUAAUGACAUUGGCCAAGUGACGGUCAAUUGAAAACUCUAUGAACUAUUCUUCAGGUACUGCACUCAUUCAAAUUAAAACAAUUGUUUGUGAUGUUUUAAACAACACUAUGCAGCAUGUACUGUAAAUAUGCAACCAGUGUUUCCUACAGGACUUUUUUUUUUCAGAUCAAUCAACCCUAGAACAUGUUAAACAAUAACAUAUUUUUUCAACACAUCAAUAAUUUUUUUCAAUAUAAUAAUUAUUUUCAAGUAAAAUACAUUUUAUUACAACAAAACUCUAAAAUUCUGUUGCAAAUUUAUGUCUUCAAAACCCAGUUAUCAGUUCUGGGCUCAUUUUGAGUUCAUUGAGCGAGCGAGUAAUCGGAUUCGAUUGAAUAAGCUGUCUGAUGAUUUAUCUGUUCAGACCAAUGCAUAAAAAACUGCAGACAGGCUGAAUGUCAGAACAGAA
Sinocyclocheilus grahami is the source of this 2910-nucleotide messenger RNA. Its product is annotated as glycerol-3-phosphate acyltransferase 4-like. The coding region runs from base 304 to 1719 and encodes 471 amino acids. Gene Ontology annotation, cellular component: endoplasmic reticulum. The transcript has 11 exons. The record is from RefSeq and is a predicted model, not a curated record. Gene Ontology annotation, molecular function: glycerol-3-phosphate O-acyltransferase activity. NCBI's taxonomy places the organism in Eukaryota, Metazoa, Chordata, Actinopteri, Cypriniformes, Cyprinidae. Gene Ontology annotation, biological process: triglyceride biosynthetic process.